Molecule: messenger RNA, 2955 nt
Organism: Ochotona princeps (American pika)
Lineage: Eukaryota; Metazoa; Chordata; Mammalia; Lagomorpha; Ochotonidae
Gene: PARPBP
Product: PARP1 binding protein
Exons: 11
Coding region: 114-1850 (578 amino acids)
Biological process (GO): negative regulation of double-strand break repair via homologous recombination
Cellular component (GO): chromatin
Source: RefSeq, a predicted model, not a curated record
CAGCGAUUGGCUCCCGGGCCUGCCGCGAGAUUUGAAAUGGAACCGGCCGGGCUCUGGAGGAGCCUUGGGGCCGCAGCGGGGGACUCUGCGCCUGCGCAUCGCCGGGAGCUAGAAUGGCUGUGUCUCACCAGGAGUCUGUCUUGGCUAUGAUUAAGGAGUUCAGAAGGAAUUGGCGCGCUCUGGGUAAUUCUGAGAGAACCACUGUGUGUGGCGCAGACUCCAUGUUGUUGGCCUUACAGCUUGCUAUGGCGGAGAACAACAAGCAGCAAAGUGGAGAAUUUACUGUCUCUCUCAGUGAUGUUUUAUUGACCUGGAAGUACUUACUACACGAGAAAUUGAACUUACCAGUUGAAAAUAUGGAAGUGGUUGAGCAUUACAAGGACAUUAGGAAAACUUAUGAUGAUUUCUUGAAGAACAGUAAUAUGUUAGAUCUGAUUGAUAUUUAUCAAAAAUGUGGGAUUUUGACUUCUUAUUGUGAAAAGGACAAGAUGUCACCUAGUCAACUACGGGAUUUUCUGUGUGGCAGUCCGUGUGCGUUAGAUGAUGAAGCUGACCGUCGUGUCCCAGCCUCACCAGUGCGUGACCACUGGCAGGACAAUGAAAAGGUGUCUAUACUGGCGAAGAAAAUUAUCUUCUCAUAUUUAGACUUGCUAGUGAAUUCGAAGAAUGACUUGGCUUUGGCUCAUAUUCUAAAUAUUCCUGAUAGAGGACUUGGAAGAGAAGCCUUCACUGAUCUGAAACAUGCCGCUCAAGAGAAACACAUGUCUAUUUUUUUGGUGGCCACAUCAUUUAUUAGGACACUAGAGCUUGGAGGGAAGGGCUAUGCACCGGCGCCAUCUGAUCCUUUAAGGACACACACAAAGGGGUUGACGAAGUUUAUUAACUUUAUUGACAAAUUAGAUGAGAUUCUUGGAGAAAUAUCAAAUGCAAGCCUUGCAGGGGGUCGAAUCCUGUCCGUGAUAAAGAUGCAGCUGAUGAAAGGCCAGAAUGGCAGGGAUCCUUUUUAUAAAGCAGUCGAGGAAGUUGCCCAGGAUUUGGAACUGAGGAUUAAAAAUAUUAUCAAUUCUCAACAAGGAGGCAUAGCUGCUAGCGCUACAGACAUCAGUCCUGCUCGGCCAAAAUCUCAUGCCAUUAACCACGACACUGCAUACUGUGGGAGAGAUACUGUGAAAGCCUUACUAGUUCUUUUGGAUGAAGAAGCAGCCAGUGCUCCUACAAAAAACAAAGCAGAGCUUUUAUACAAUGACGAAAGCACAGAUCACCCUAACAGAAUGUCUGUUCUCACACUUUUCAGGUCUCCCACACAAGUGAGCAAUCCAUUGAAACCCUUAAGAGAACGCAUUCAGAAGUCAAUGCAAGAGAAAAACAUUAAGACGAAACAAACCUUAAUUAGAUCCCAGUUUGCUUGUACAUAUAAGGAUGAUUGCCUGAUAAGCAAGAAUAAAUGUAAUAAUGUUAAUUUACCAUCAAAACGUUUGUGUGUGCUUCGCAUGGAAAGUGACCCUACUGAGGAUGUAAAUUCAUCUGUUGGAAGAUCAGCAGUUGGAACAAGCUUUGGAAGUGUUCGUCUGGACAGACGUAAAAAUGAGAAAGUGUCAAGCAAAUCAGAUAGUCAGACAGGAAAUAAAAGCUCAAAAAGGAAACAGGUGGAUUUGGAUCGUGAAAAUAUUUUCUGUGAUAAUGAAAAUGAACUAUCUCAUCCUAAAACUGUGAAGAUACCUAAGAUACCAAACAAUUCACACAAUAAACUGGAUGGGAAACUAGCCAGAGUACCAAAAAGCAGUAAGUGUGUUGCCAAGGACAAGUUGAUUGCUGGCCAGACAAAGCUAACUCAGUUUUUUAGACUAUGAAUUUGUUUUGUUUUGGAUUUAUGUGUAUGUAAAACCAGUUUACCAAAGAGUCUUAGUUUUAAAGAGAUUAAGGUGCAAAUUAUGGUACUUUAUUAUUUUGGUCUGAAGUGUAUGUAGACUACUGUGUUAUGCGUUGUUCAAAAAAUACUAGUAAGUCAUAAUUAUGCAGAAUUUUCGGAGUUUAAUACGUAGCACAAGCAUGUAGUUUAAGCUAUUGAUAUAUUUUUAAUAUUACUUUCUUGUAAAACAGACAUUUUAAAACAAACAUUAUAAAUAAUACGCAAGUUAUGGUAAUAUUAAGGGCUUUUCUCCCCAAUGGCAAUGAAGUGGUUUUGUUUUCUUCCAAAGAGAUGAUGUGGACCAACAGACCUCAGACUUGCCAACAUGGUCGGUAGACUCUUCCCAGCAUGCACCUGAGCACUGAAGGGAAAAAGAAAGUUUAAGUUGCCCAGCAGCAAAAACAAUGCAUCAAUAAAAACUAAUUCCUGGUAAAUCAAAGUUACGAUAACCAACCAGUUCUUUUAAUCUCAUUUUUGGACAGAGAUCACUUAACAUCAGCCAUAAUUGAACCAUUAUCUCAUUCGGUUUUGUGAAUGAUUGGAUCCAAGUUCAGUUAAACUCAACAGUUUUAUUUUAUGAUAUUAAAAUACAAAAUUGGGUUUAAAAAUACUACUCACUGUCAAAAUCUCUCCUUCCUAUAGGGAACUUAGCUGAAUUUUCUUCAUCCUCAAUCUCUCUCUUUUCUUGUGUUGAUUCAGUAUUCUGAACUCCAUUCUCAGGUGGAAAAGCUACUGAUCCUUUUAGUGCAAGAAAAGGCUUUAGAGCCAGAUUGAGUGGCAGACCAUGAUUUAAGAAAUUAUGUUUGGAGCCUGUGUUCUGUAAAAAGAAGGUUGAUUUGUAUUUAUUUGUUCUACUAAGAAUGAAACUACAUGCAAUUUAUAAGUAUCUUUACUGAUCAAGGAUGCUCUGCACUAUUUUUAACUCUUUAAAAAUACGUUAUAUACAGGUUUAUUAGGAAAGUUAAAGUGGUCUGUAUGAAAUUUCAUCAACUGUCUUAAUGCGCAUUGUGACUAUGUGCAUAUACUUCUGAUUAGUAAACCAAACA